AAGAAAAAUUGAAUCGCAAUAAAACUGUGGAGAAUUAUUUCUGAAAGAUAAACAUUAAUAAUAUAACUAUAUAUAUAUAUACAUAUUUAUAUUGAAACCUGUUUUAUAAAACAUUAGACUGGUAUCUUCUUUCUCAGUAUCAUUCGAACUAGCGGUAGUAUUAUUAAACGUGCGCAUCAUGAAAAUUCUUUUCAUGACGAAUUGUUUUAUUGUUAUUAUUAUUUCAUUGUUUAGCAUAGCAAUUCAAGAAAAUCUUGCACAAUAUGUUCCUCCAACACCAAGUGUAGAACCUCUCUAUCCGGUAGGAUUACGAAUGUCUAUUGCUGAUGAGGCUGGCAUCAGUUUAGUCGCUUAUCAUGUAAAAUUUAACGAUGAUUUCUACAGUCUCGAAGCAGGAACUAUUGCCAGAGACAUUAUAAAACCACGUAAUGGUUAUUGGGUAUAUGAGGAUCGAUCUACAAGAUUGAAACUAGGGGACAUAAUUUAUUAUUGGAUUCAUGUAGUUUAUAAUGGUCUUGGUUAUAAUCUACUUGAUCAAAAACACGUAGUUAAUGAAUUCUAUAAUUAUGAUGGUUCACCACAUUCGAACGGGAAAAUAAGUCUUGAAAAUAAAAUUGAUACUUGUAUAGCAUCUUCGCAAACUAAAAUAUUUGAAAGUAAUUCGAAAAAUCAACUACUGAAUACGCGAAUCUGCCCAGGUCAAUUGAUUUUUGAAGAAAAUUUCGAUUCUCUUAAUACGACACGUUGGACGAUUCUUGAACGCUUUGCAGGCCCUCCUAGUUAUGAAUUCGUUAUAUACAUGAAUAAUAUCGACAACGUGAAAGUUAAAGAUGGUAUUUUGCAUAUUGAACCAACUUUGACCAAUGAGAAGUAUGGACCAGACUUUAUUCGAACCAAUAAUCUGACUUUGGAAAAAUGUACAGAAAUGAUUGAAAACGAAUGCAAACGAUUCGCAUUUGGAUCAUAUAUUUUACCUCCUGUGAUAUCAGGACGAUUAAAUACUAAAUCAUCCUUUAAUUUUCAAUAUGGUCGCAUUCAAAUUCGUGCUAAAUUGCCUCGUGGUGAUUGGUUAUUUCCUUUGAUUACCUUGGAAAGUACAGAUAUGUGUACAAAAAAUUCAUCGAUUUAUUGUGACAUUAUAAUAGUUCACUCAAACGGAAAUUCUGUCCUUAUGUCACAAGAUGGAAACGAUUUAAGCGGGCAUUUUCUUCUAGGGGGUGCUCAUGCAACAGAUAUAAAUUCACAUGUUCCGCAUGAUAAUAAAUUAAAUCUUCCCAAAAAAAAAUCAGAAACUUUAUGGUCAGACGAAUAUCACGUGUACGAUUUAGAAUGGAAACCUAAUCAAAUCAUAGUUAAAGUUGAUGGAGUAGAAUAUGGCCAACAAAAUGUACCGGGAUUGUACGAUAUUCCGGUUUAUAUUAAUAUCGGUUUAGCCGUAGGAGGUCACACUAUCUUUCCAGAUAAUUGCAUCAGCAAUAACUAUGUAAAACCUUGGAGAAAUGUCGGAUCGAAGGCACUUUACCACUUCCACUUAGCAGAAAAGGAUUGGAUAAAAUCUUGGAGAGUGAGCGAUACCGGUUUACACGUUGAUUAUAUUAAAAUCUGGGCAGUUUAACUUUUUCUUCCAUUUUUAAUUCAAAAACUUAAUCACUUCUUAAUAUAUUAUCCUUAAUUAUAUUUACAUUUCUUCUUCGUUCAUAUAAAUUAAUAAAAUAAAAUACAUAAGAAUCAAAAAGAUGGUGGUGGUGGUACCAACACGGAAGGAGGUAACGGUUGUCGAUAAGAUACGUCAUCUGGAUGAAAACCGGAACCCAGUAAUUCGAUCAACCACUGACCCCGAUAGCCAUAACGUCUUUGAUAAUCAAGCGAGGCUCGAGGCCCGUCUUCUGGUCUAAAUUCGAACAUCAUCUUUUUUCUAGUAUCCGGAGAAGCUAUAAUUCUUAGAAAAGUUUCUACACCGUUUCUUGGCCAUUCCCAAAAUCUUCCAUUAGUCCACAAUGUUCGAAGCAUAGCUGUCCAUCUUGAAGGGAACAUAUCGAACGGAAGUGUUCUAGCAACUCGGGUUGAAAUAGUUCCACUGCACUCGACGAUUAUGCACAGCUGUACAUGUAAUAAAAGAAACGAAUAAAAUGGUUUGCUCGCGGUAAAUUUUGGGUAAAUGUAUGUCAUGAUCAUAUAAAUAUGAUCGUAAGUCCACUUACUGCACAGAAUAUUGCUAAUGUGUGACUCGUGCGCAUUUCUUUUUUUUUUCUUUUUUAUUAAACCUCUACGCAGGAACACAGAGAAAGUAAUCCCAUUGUUCAUAGUGUCCGCCAACCUUUAUGUCUUCUGGGUGAGUGACAAUUUCGUGUAUGGAAUACAUUUUAACUUUUUCGUGAUAGAAUUGUCAAUCGUUGGCAAAGACGUAGCACGUAGAUUUUUCAAAUGAUUCGCGCCACAUUGUUCGACAUCAGUUUUCUUUACUUUCACUAAUUGCAUUACGCCAUAUCACUAUAAUAUACCAGAUGAUUUCUUUUCUAUAUGUAUAGUCACCUUUGGAAGCGCAGUUAGUUGAUAUUCCACGCUUGUCCCGUUCUCGUCGUACCACGCUACCGACAACGUGAUCCUACGUGACCAACUCGAGGAGGAAUAACAUGGACUACACACGUAAUUUGCAGGAAUACCACUUUUCCACGAG
Apis mellifera (honey bee) is the source of this 2677-nucleotide messenger RNA. It is a transcript of the gene B-gluc1, whose product is annotated as beta-1,3-glucan recognition protein 1. Bases 179 to 1615 code for a protein of 478 amino acids. The record is from RefSeq and is a predicted model, not a curated record. Lineage: Eukaryota; Metazoa; Arthropoda; Insecta; Hymenoptera; Apidae. Gene Ontology annotation, molecular function: carbohydrate binding; hydrolase activity, hydrolyzing O-glycosyl compounds. Gene Ontology annotation, biological process: carbohydrate metabolic process. The transcript is spliced from 9 exons.